Molecule: messenger RNA, 2902 nt
Organism: Arachis duranensis
Lineage: Eukaryota; Viridiplantae; Streptophyta; Magnoliopsida; Fabales; Fabaceae
Exons: 12
Biological process (GO): peptidyl-threonine phosphorylation; peptidyl-serine phosphorylation
Molecular function (GO): ATP binding; protein serine/threonine kinase activity
Source: RefSeq, a predicted model, not a curated record
AUUUGGUUCUGUUGUAUGUAUUGUAGCUGGCCUUCUGAAUCUGAUCCAAUACCAUUGCUCCGCGCGUGCUGCAACCGUACGAUCUAUUCUCUCCCGUUCAACCUUCCUUCAUAUUCAACCAUAACACCUCAAAACCCUAACCCUAACCCUAAUCCCAAUCAUGGUAACCGAUUCCCACGACUCUCGUCGCAAGCAUCGCCGAUCCUCCUCUCCCGAAGACGCCGAUAGAUCCUCGAAGCGCCACAAGCACCGCCACCAUAGCCACCGCCAUCGCCACUCCACCAAGAAACGCGAUGAAGACACCGAAUACGAUCGCGGAACUCUUGCUAGGAUUCCUUCUCCAGCUCCUGUUUCUAACUCUGCUCCGUAUAGCUCUCUCCCUGACGACGACGUCGAGGAGGGAGAGAUUCUCGAAGAAGGUGAGAUUGGAAAAAAGCAGACAGAAUCUGAUGCAGAGCCUGGUGAAAUUGAGCUGUCAGGAAAUCGAGAUUCUCGAUCCGAUAACAAAAUUCCGGGACCUGUCACAAAAAAUUCAAAAACUGGAAAGGAGGACAGAAGUCAUGGUAAAUAUGUUAGUCCUGCAUUGGAUACUGCAGACAAGCACCCUGGACUUCAUGAUGACUAUGGUUCUCCUAACCAGUCAAGCCCUGAGCUUAAAGGUGGAAAGAAUGCUAGAGAUACUAAAGAUGGUUUGGGUAAUGGGUAUUUGAACCCUAAAUCAUCCAAAGAAGAUAAGAAGCAGAAUGAGGGCCCUGGACAAUUGAGAGGAAAUGAGAAACUAAAAGGUGACUAUGAAGAGAAAGAGAUACGGGCAAAUGGAAUAAAACAUAAUUACCAUACAAAUUCAUCAUCUGAUAGUGAAGGUGAAAAAUAUAGAAUGUUAAGAAGUUCUCCUUCUCAUGAUAGAUGUAGAAGUCGAUCAAGAUCAAGUGGUCAUCCUAGGGACAGAUCUCGUUCUCGUAGUAUAGCAGAUGAAUAUGCUCAUUCCAAGAAAAGGCACUCUAGGGAUCAAGGGCCCCUUCAUCAUAGUGGCAGAGAUAAGACUGACUAUGAGCAUGAUGAGGAAGGAAUGAGAGCACGUGGAAGGGAGCAUGGUCGUGGCAAUGCAGACUUGUUGGUAGAUGAUAGGAGGGGACGUAGUUCCAGGUAUCGUAGUCGAGAGUCCCAGGAUCGCAGUAGGGACAGUCAUGUGGAUAGGGAUUUAUACAGGGAAAAGAAACGAGACGAAGCAAGCAGGAAUAGGGAGGUUGAUUGGGUGCGUAAAACAGAAAAGGAACGUGAAAGGAGCUAUGAGAGGGAUAGAAGGGACACAAUAAAAGACAGAAGUAGAAAGGAAAGGGACAGGAGUAGGGAUAAUACAAGGGGUGGUGAGAGAGGAAGAGAUUGGGAUAGUGAAAGGGAUGAUAAGAAUCGGGAAAGAGAUCACAUUAAGGAGAGGGAGAGGCGAGAUGAUAGAUAUAGGCACACUGAUAAAGACACCGCAUAUAAUAAGGAUAAGCAUUUGCGUCAUGAGGAUGGUGAAGACAUUCGAGACAGAUAUAGAAAACAUUCAAGACACGAAGAAACUGAAUAUCAUCGGGAGAGAAACAGGAAUUCUGAUUCUGUAAAAUUUUAUAAUUCUGCAAGAAGUGCCAUGGAAGAGAAUGAAAGCAAGCUAGAAAGAGGUGAGGUUGAACAAGAUUACUUAGAUGAUGAUACUCUGCAAUUACCAGAGCAAGAAGAGGAAGAUCUGAAUAGGAUUAAGGAGGAAAGUAGACGGAGAAGGGAAGCAAUAAUGGAGAAAUACAAGAAGCAGCAUCAGCAAGCAGAACAGGCAGCUGAAAAUGAAGGAAAAGACAAGGAAUCCGUGGACAUUCCUACUGAUGUUCCUGAAGCACAUGAUGGCAAGAAUGAUGGUAUUGAUGAUGUAGAAACAUCAUUUGCUGUUGGGAAAUCUACUCCUGAAAAUUUGAAUGUUGCUUCUAAGAAGAUAUCUGGUGCUGGUGGCCUGGGUGAGGGUACUCCUAAGAGUGAAAGAUCAGACGACAUGUUUUGUGAUGAUAUAUUUGGUGAGACACCAACUGGAGUUCGGAAAUCAGGAAAAGGGGAUGGUAUACUGAUUGAGAGGGUUGGCCUACAUGACAAUUGGGAUGACGCAGAGGGGUAUUACAGCUAUCGUUUUGGUGAAAUACUUGAUGGCCGAUACGAAGUCACUGCUGCACAUGGGAGGGGUGUUUUUUCAACAGUGGUUCGGGCAAAGAAUCUCAAGACUGGUAAUGGUGAGCCAGAUGAAGUUGCUAUAAAAAUCAUUCGUAAUAAUGACACCAUGUACAAGGCUGGUAUGGAUGAGUUGGUCAUACUGAAGAAAUUAGUAGGUGCAGAUCCAGAUGAUAAGCGUCAUUGUGUUCGUUUCCUUUCAAGUUUUAAGCUAACAGCUGUGAGAGCAUAUGCAAAGCAACUAUUUAUUGCCCUGAAGCAUCUUCGGAACUGUGGUGUUCUUCAUUGUGAUAUAAAGCCUGAUAAUAUGUUGGUGAACGAGGCUAAAAAUGUCUUGAAGCUUUGCGACUUUGGUAAUGCUAUGUUUGCUGGUAAGAAUGAAGUCACACCAUAUCUUGUCAGUCGGUUUUAUCGGGCCCCUGAAAUAAUUCUUGGCUUGCAAUAUGAUCAUCCGUUGGAUAUUUGGUCAGUAGGCUGUUGUUUGUAUGAGCUCUAUACAGGGAAAGUUCUUUUUCCAGGUCUUACAAACAAUGACAUGCUUAGGCUUCACAUGGAAUUAAAGGGUCCUUUUCCAAAGAAGAUGUUGCGUAAGGGAGCAUUCACUGACCAACAUUUUGAUCAUGACCUGACUUUUCUUGCUACUGAAGAGGAUCCUGUGACAAAAAAGGUUAGACUUUUAUUGUAUUUUGAAUUUUUUUUUUUUUUU